AUGCGUUGCGAUUAUUGUAGCGCCGGCAACAGCACCAAAAACAAAUUCGGUUUGCAGAUGUGCGAGAAUUGUUCUCUUCAGAUUUGCCGCAAGUGCAUUGAGAAUGGAAUGCUGGAGAAAGACGAAAAGCACCGAAUGGAUGCCCAAACCUUCGACGGUCUGAAGUGGAGGGAUUCUGCCCAGCCUCAACGUUCCCAGAAACGCAAGGCGGCCGAAGUCACCGAGUCUGCGCCUCCCAACACGACCCGACGAGAACAGCACCAGAAGAAGCCUCGGAACCCCCUACCCCCUCAGGGCUCUCAUCCAUUUGGUGACCAGCACGGGCCUGCUAUUCAUGGAAAUGGAUCUCAGGACCCGAGAGUUUGGCAGCAAAUGAAUCCUCGCUCCAGCGGCGAUUUCAACACGCCCGUUGAUAACUAUCAGUAUGCCGGCCAUGGCCCCUCUUCGUACGGCCAGCUUCCCCCUGGAUACCCUUCCGGAGCUGCUCCAUUGCCGCCACAUGCUUUGCAGCAUGAUGUUGGAAUGUCUAGGCCUGGCCAGCACGGUCAACUCCAUAGCCAGGGAGGGCUCUCCAUGCCACCAGGACCAAUGUAUGGACACCACUUUUCUACCGCUCCUGGAUUGCAGCCGCAGCCUGAUCCUCGUUUCUAUGCUUUUGCUCAGCCAUUCCCUCCAAACGCGUACGUGAUCCCCCAGAAUUCUGGAGAUUACCAUGGAGUUUAUGCCCAGGCAUACACUCCAGCCCCAAUUCCUCAAGGCAUUGCUGGCCCGGGAUUCUACCACAGCCCUUCUCAGCAGCAGCCUCUUGAAGCCUCGAUGUACAAUGGCAGAGGAUACGUGCCGCGUGGCAACAUGCCCAAUACUCGACCUGCUCCUGGCCCGGCUCAGUACCUCAGCCAGCCCUACGGCGGAAGUCCACACCCUCGCGCUUCACCAUCUCAGGAGCCGCCCCAAGGCCGUGGACGGGAGAGCAGGCUCGCACAAGGCGGACAGAAUCCUCGCUCUGCCCAGUAUCCUCGAGAGGCUGGGGUUCGUACGCCAUUGUCCCAUGGGAACGCUGAGCAACCCUUUGGAUUCUUGAGAGUGCAGCAGCAACAGCAGCAGCAGGCAUGGGAGCAGGAGCAGCAACGGGCGCAACAAGCUAUACAGCAACUAUCGCAGCAACCCGUGCAGCAAACGAUCCGGCGAAAUGUAGAGGCCAUUCCCCAGCAGCAACACCAGAAGCAGUUAGUGGCUCAGGGAGCCACUCGGAUGGCGCAGCAGCAGGGACAACAGGCCCAAAAGCAAAAGCAGCAGCAACAGACGCGGGAGCAGAGACUAGAGCAGCAUGGGCAGCAACGGUCUCAACAGCAACCCAUCCGUCCCGUCACAGAGACCCGUGUUGUCAGUGGGCCUCCUCCCGUCACCACCUCGAGCCUUCAGGGUCUUCAGGAGUCACAGACGGCAGUCCCAGCUCCAGCACCACGGCAGGCGGGCCUGGAGACCAACAUCAUCGUCCAAUCAUCCCAGGUGCAGAGAAGAGACCACCAGCCUUCUCCGAACGUGGUGGACUACACGCAGCGGCCAUUCGGCAUCCCCGCGUUCGCCCGUGACCUUGCCGCCGGUCGAUCCAGCCACUACGACGAGACCGCAAGGCGCUGGGCCGGCUCCCCGCCGGGCCACGCCCAACAGCCACGAAAGCAGGGCAACGACGACGAAGACUACAUCAUAAUAAACGACGGCUGGCCUUAUUCUCCUUCUGAAGAGUCGGACGACAGCGACAACACAGACCAGAAGCAGCCCCUCUCGCGGGCGUCGCCCGUCGACUCGACGCUGUCGGCGGAGCUGGAUCAGGCCGCCAGCAAGCCCGGUGCCAAGAGCCUGCACGGCGAGCUGUUGGACGAUCCGGAGGUCGCGCGCGUGCGGCGCGAGGAGGGCGAGCAGGCUGCGCUGGCCCUGGCUGGUGCCGCCAACACGCUUCAUGGUGGCGGGCGCGGCCUCCACGGCGUUGCGGACGCCCAAGUUGUCGCCAAUGACCAGCAGAUCCAGCAGCGACAGGACGUGCUCAACGAGUACUUGCGUCAUGAGGAGGAAAGGCGCGGUGCUAAGCGGCAGAAGAAGGAAGGAGCCAACGGUGACGGUGGAGGAGGUGAUGUGGCCCGCGGUGGUGGUUCCGGACGUGGGGGCUCUCGUGGUGGUCCUUCUGGUGGUGUGGGUGUUUGA
Molecule: messenger RNA, 2202 nt
Organism: Diaporthe amygdali
Lineage: Eukaryota; Fungi; Ascomycota; Sordariomycetes; Diaporthales; Diaporthaceae
Exons: 1
Coding region: 1-2202 (733 amino acids)
Source: RefSeq, a predicted model, not a curated record